AUGGAAGGCCAACAGCUCAAAAGGUCCAAGGUUGUGAAAAUUGACUCAAGAAAAUCAUGGGAACACCACAUCACUGAUGCCACAAAGAAAGGCAAACUUGUUCUGGUUCAUUUCUCUGCUUACUGGUGCAUGCCUUCUAUAGCUAUGAAUCCUUUCCUUGAAGAAUUGGCCUCUACCUAUCAAAGUAUUCUCUUUCUUAAUGUAGAUGUGGAUGAGGUUAAGGAAGUUGCCUCCAAGUUGGAAAUCAAAGCCAUUCCCACCUUUUUGUUGAUGAAUGGAGGAGAUCCAGUGAAUAAAACCGUGGGUGCAAAUCCAGACGAGAUAAAGAAAAGGAUCAAUUAUUAUGUUCACCAAACACAUUCCCAAAAGUCAAUAUGA
This is a messenger RNA of Abrus precatorius (Indian licorice), 378 nucleotides long. Its product is annotated as thioredoxin-like protein CXXS1. Bases 1 to 378 code for a protein of 125 amino acids. NCBI's taxonomy places the organism in Eukaryota, Viridiplantae, Streptophyta, Magnoliopsida, Fabales, Fabaceae. The transcript is spliced from 3 exons. The record is from RefSeq and is a predicted model, not a curated record.